This is a messenger RNA of Prorocentrum cordatum, 2229 nucleotides long. The record is from the annotation of a GenBank genome assembly. NCBI's taxonomy places the organism in Eukaryota, Dinophyceae, Prorocentrales, Prorocentraceae.
UUUGCUAUCCCCCCCCUUUCGCCCGACCCGACAGGGGAGCCUUGCGUGCCUUUGCAGCUUUGGUUUUCAAUAGGGUAUCGUCGAGUAGCGUCUGGUAAUCGAUGGGGCAGCGCCGACUUGGCGUCGAUUGGCGUCGAUUUAGCGUCGAUCAGCGCCGAAUCGCAAAAGUCAACAAGAUGUAUACGGUGAGCUCCAAUGAGUUGCCGCACAAGGUGGCCUUCAACCACGGCGCGCUCUUCUUCAACUUCCGCUACUUCGUGGAGGACCAGGUGAGGAGAACACUGAGAUUCUGGCGUCUCGGUUUCUUCGAGCCAGGCGUCUUCGCCAGGUUCGGGUCGCGGGACCCUCACAGAUCGAUCCGCCUCGAAAAGGGGCGCAGGCAGAUGAGUUGUUUCCCCCCUGUUUUGAAGGCCAAACCAGCAUGUUCUCAGAGCCUGGCUUGACAUCUUCUGGCAAUUUCGGUGUGUACGAAGGAGUCCCAGAAUACAACCAGACACAGUGUAUCUCUGCAUUCAAGAGGUACGCGUGGUGUUUUCUUGCGCUGUCAACUGCUUCUCGGCGACCCUGGCGCGGCAUAGCCGUUGCCAAGCGAGCCGGAGGCGGGUGUACAAAUAACGCCUCGUAUGUUGCACUAGUAUGGAUACGUUUGGCAAAAAACCAGAAGGGCUGCAUGGCUCUUGUCGUGAUAUGUCAGAUGUGUUAGUUCUUUCGCGCCGUCGGAUCUCAGGGAAUGUAUUGAUACCGUGCCGCUGCCGUUUCCCUCGUCACCACGGUUGGAGCCGCCUCGAACCCCUCGUUCUUGUGCGACCCAGGACACGCCUGUGGAGUAAUUGGCGGGGUGGGUAUCCGGUUGCCUUCCCGGGAGGAGGGCCACGAACACUCCUGGGAGGCCGCGGUGUCCUUCUGGCUGGUCAGCUUUGCGCACGAGCUGGCCCACCUCGAGACCCCAGCGCACGACCGCCGGCACGGGCGCGCCAUGGAGGCGGCUCAGCGCGCCGUGCUGCCCGAUCUGCCGAAGGUCAUGCGCCAUCCUUGGGGCGUGGCCGCGGAUAAGAGUCCAGAGCCGUGGCUCUUGCAGUACGAGAGUGCGGGCGUCACCGCGGUCUUCGACGUGCCCCAUUCGACGCUGCUCGCGCCCGUCAUCGCGCGGGCGGGGCUAAGCUCAGCGAGCCCAGCGCGGGAGACCACGCUGUGCGAGCAGCGCUGCUUCACCAGGUGUGCCAAGGCACACCUCCACGAGCAGUCGGCGGCGAGUCGCGGGGCGUCCGAGGAGCAUUGGCUCGGAAACGAGGCUGCCGAUCUGGCGGGCGGCCGCCGCGGCUGCCCGCCGUUCCGCGACGGCCAUUCGGCAGGGGCGGCCGUCAGGGUGGCCGCGCUCGCGGCGCUUCUGGCAUGGUGGGCCGCGCCUGCGCCCGAGCCGUCCGAGGCCGCUCCGCCGCCUGGCCGUGGAGUCAGGGCUCAGGCACUGGCGCGGGCCAAAUUUUUCUGGCCGAUGCGCGGGAUCUCGCCAAAGUCGUCGUUGGCCGCGGCGAAGGCGAGGCGGAACGCGCCGAUGUCGGCCGGCGUCGUGCCCUUGAAGAUGAAGAUGAGCUCCUCGGGGCUGUCGACGCCUCCAUCCUUCAGCUCGACGUCCCACCCUCGCGCAGGCCUGUCGCUGCGCGGCCUCUCCGGCGGGGAGAAGAAGCGCCUGAGCAUCGCGGUCGCCAUGCUGCCGGAGCCUCCGAUCGUCUUCGCCGACGAGCCCACCAGCGGCCUCGACGCGCUCGCGAGCCUCAAGGUGCUGCAGGCGCUGAAGGCGGUGGCCGACGGCGGCAUGAUCGUGCUGGUCACGGUCCACCAGCCGCGCGGCGCGGUGUGGGAGCUCUUCGACCGGCUCUACCUGCUAUCGGAGGGGCACCUGAUGUUCACUGGCGAGGCCUCGAGGGCGGCCUCGUGGUUCAAGGAGCUCGGCUACGGCGUCCCGGAGGACGGCGGCGGCGGCUCCACGAGCCCGGCGGACUGGCUGCUGGACCUCGUGACGGUGGGCUUCGACAAGGGGGCGCUGGAGCACCGCUGCUGCACCAGCCUGAAGGAGGUGGCGGAGGCCUCCUGCAAGUUCAAUAGCAGCGAGUACAUGGCCCGGGUGAACGCAGAGGUUGCCAUGGCGUGUAGCGGCGCCGUGGCGAGCAGCGCGCCCUGGCCGCGGGGGAGCAGAGGCGACGGCAGCCCGGGCCGCGUUGGGGCGCACGU